AUGGAUCAAGUGCUGCAGGGUUGUGAAGAGUGGUCAGCUGCUUACCUGGACAAUGUGGUAAACUACAGUAACACCUGGGAAGACCACCUGGAGACGGACCGUAGAGAGGAUCCAAGCAGCUGGGACCGUGCACCUAGGACUUUCCUAGCCGUGGUCUCCAACACGCUGGCGCCAACACACCUCGGGCCUUGGGUGAACCAGCGGCGAAAGGCGCGGGCUGGACCCUCUCCACCUCCGGUGUUCGAGAUUCCAACCAGGAACCACUUCGCCCCCCUCCGCCAGACCAGACCCAACGCUGUGAUCGUCGGGGACUCCAUUGUGUGGAACGUCCGUGUAGCCUCAUCUAAAGGUAAGGUGCGCACACACUGUUUUUCUGGUGCUUGUGUCCUUGAUGUCGCUGCGCAGGUAUCCGGGAUCCUGAAGAAGGACGAGCGCAUUGGAGCGGUUGUGCUGCACGCGGGGACGAACGACACCAGGCUGCGGCAGACGGAGGUUCUGAAGAGGGACUUCUCCAGCCUGAUCGAGACGGUACGAGGCAGAUCACCCACCGCGAAGAUCAUCGUCUCUGGACCUCUUCCCACAUACAGACGUGGAGCAGAAAACGUCCUAGGUUGUUUCGUCCUGAUGGCCUGCACCCCAGCAGCCUUGGAGCGGAACUGCUUUCAGACAACAUUUCCAAGGCGCUACACUCCAAGUGACUGCCUACCGUAAGUACAUCUUCCAAUAACAACAUUCAGUAUAAUC
This is a messenger RNA of Ictalurus punctatus (channel catfish), 744 nucleotides long. RefSeq lists its product as uncharacterized. NCBI's taxonomy places the organism in Eukaryota, Metazoa, Chordata, Actinopteri, Siluriformes, Ictaluridae. The coding region runs from base 1 to 711 and encodes 236 amino acids. The transcript is spliced from 3 exons. The record is from RefSeq and is a predicted model, not a curated record.